Ylistrum balloti is the source of this 1446-nucleotide messenger RNA. RefSeq names its product protein mab-21-like 3. The transcript has a single exon. The record is from RefSeq and is a predicted model, not a curated record. NCBI's taxonomy places the organism in Eukaryota, Metazoa, Mollusca, Bivalvia, Pectinida, Pectinidae. The coding region runs from base 11 to 1138 and encodes 375 amino acids.
AGUUACUACCAUGGAUAACAAGAUUUUGAAUCAAUAUUACGAAAAGAAUGUAAAGAUGAGGCGUGAUGAAACUGAGCGGAACACUAAAGUGGUGUUACCACUGGUGGAGGAUAUAUUAAGGUACGUUAACCAGAGAGACAAACGAUUUAUGAUUCAAACGGUUAAGGUGGGGAGUUAUCAUACUCACCUGAAAGUUAAGCGGGCCGACGAGUUUGAUUUCAGUGUCGUUGUUGAUGUCGGUCAGUUACACUGGAAGUCAGACACCCAGCCAAGGUACUAUGGGUUUGACAGCAACAAUAACAAAGUUGAGAGUAAGGGUGCUGCUCUUCCAAGUCCUCCCGUUGGCCAGUAUUUUACUGUAAUUCCCAGUCUUAGGGAUCAGUGGGAUCGUGAAGGACUUAACGACGGAGGAGCGAGCAUUACUUUUCAGAAUGAUAUCGUGCCAAUUAAGGUCAAAAGGAGAUUUAAGUCUCUUGUUGCAGAGGCGGUGAACCAACCGAAGAUAAGAAGUCGUGUCAAGAUGGACCGUCUGUCGGAAUCCCCUGCAAUCACCUUCUCUGUAGAGCUUCCGAAUGGAAAGUAUCCAAUCAGCAUCGAUUUAUGUCCUAUGAUUGAAUCAAAAUUAGAAUUUAAAAGUGAAUUCAACUGGCCAAGAGUGUCUUCCGAAUGGCCUUCUAACCAGAAGAUUUCUUGUAUCAAGAAUAUCGGGAUACAUGAAGUAGCGAAGGCGCCAUUUUACUGGACAUUGUCGUUUGCCGCCUGUGAGAAGGAACUUUUGGAAGGCGUUGACGAGAAUGGAACAUGCAGGAGAAAGUGUCUUCGCAUUCUCAAGACACUAAAAGAAAAUAUGUGGUGCAAACCGGGUGUCAAAAAGGGGUUAACAUCAUAUCAUCUUAAGAACGUAUUGUUCUGGGAAUGUGAGGAUCGUCCCUCUGAGACUGAAUGGCAGCAGGAACUGCUGGCGGAAAGAGUGACCACUAUGACGUAUCGUCUUCUCGGCUAUCUCCAAAGAGGAAACCUGCCACUGUACUUCCAUACCGGAGUCAACUUGCUCGCAAGUAAAGAUAAAGAUGUACUCCAUCAGGUAGCGACAAGGAUCAGUUCAUUUCUACAUAAUCCAGAGCAAUACUUACGUUGAUAACUUUUAUUCAUUAAGUUGUAUUCCUAUAUUUAAUAAUUAAAUUGCCAACACUGCAAUUUCGUAUGUAAUAAUAUUAUCUUUGCAUUGUUUCUCAUGUCAUUUAUCCACUGAGGCUGUUAUUACUAUUGCUAUUUUAGUGGUAUAACAUCUAGGACUAGACUUAUUAUAAAAUCACCGUACGUAUAAAUUAAAUCUUUCUAGCUUUAUUUUAUUCAGCAUAGUCACGUUUAUAUAGAGUUAUUUUUCUUAAAUCCUGAAUUUUGUAUAUAAUUUAACCUUCUUCGUUACCAAUUUAUAAAAAUUGA